AUGUUGCUCAAUGCUGAAACCGCCCUCUCAACUUCCAAAGUUCUCUUAGUCCCGUACUCGACAUGGCACGUUCCCCGCUACCAUGAGUGGAUGCAGGACGAGGAAAUCCAAGAAGCAACUGCCUCAGAACCAUUAUCUCUCGAAGAGGAAUAUGCCAUGCAGUGUAGCUGGCGCCAAGAUGCCGAUAAGCUCACAUUCAUCGUCUGCCGGCCAGUCUCUUCGCCCAGCGAACAAUCUAUCCAACUAUCUGCCGAGAGUGAUUCCUCCCAAAACAUGGUCGGAGAUAUAAAUCUCUUUCUUCGCGUGGACGACGGUGAAGAUGGAGAUGCACCGCCCGAAAUAGUCGGAGAAAUCGAGCUUAUGAUCGCCGAGAAAGUGAAUCAAAGACGAGGCUUUGGCAAAGCCGCAUUGCUCACUUUCCUGCUGUAUAUUGUUGAAAGACAAACCGCUAUCAUUGAGGAAUUUGUGAAUGCCGAUAUGCAUGCAGAGACAGUGGGCAAGUUGAGAGCUGCGCGGGCGAGUCUGGGGUUCUCUUGUUUGAGUGUUAAGAUUGGACAGGCGAAUUCUCGGAGUUUGGCGCUGUUUGAGAGUCUUGGGUUUAAGAAGGUUUCGGUUGAGCCGAAUUUCUUUGGGGAGUUUGAGUUGAGGAGGUCGGAGUUGGAGAUGGGGUCUGUUCAGGAGAUGCUCACAGGGGCUGGUGUGAAUGAUUAUCGGGAGGUACUUUAUACGCGGAAAGAAUAG
Molecule: messenger RNA, 741 nt
Organism: Penicillium daleae
Lineage: Eukaryota; Fungi; Ascomycota; Eurotiomycetes; Eurotiales; Aspergillaceae
Exons: 3
Coding region: 1-741 (246 amino acids)
Biological process (GO): protein acetylation
Molecular function (GO): N-acetyltransferase activity
Source: RefSeq, a predicted model, not a curated record